Messenger RNA from Pelmatolapia mariae (spotted tilapia), 1842 nucleotides. RefSeq lists its product as uncharacterized. The record is from RefSeq and is a predicted model, not a curated record. NCBI's taxonomy places the organism in Eukaryota, Metazoa, Chordata, Actinopteri, Cichliformes, Cichlidae. Bases 429 to 1448 code for a protein of 339 amino acids. Gene Ontology annotation, molecular function: nucleic acid binding; zinc ion binding. The transcript is spliced from 5 exons.
ACCAUGGUUAUAUUUCAUUAUGCCAGUAGAUGGUGCUCUUGCACUGCUGUGGAACUACCAGAGAGACUCUAGCUAUAGGCUCUGCGCAUGCGCAGCUCAGAAAUAAAUGAGCUCCGGCCUGAGCAAGUCGCUAACUUCGGUGUCCUCUCUAUUAAUCCACAGGUACUGACAAACAAACUUUUACGUUACCGAACUGGUUCUGAAUCUCAUUUUGCUCAUAUUUGGCUACGCAGUGCUCUCUAGCCUGUGUGCCGCUUGCUGCCGGUCCAGAUUCCCCUAGGUCUGGUGCCAGUAACAACUGGGGGCUCGUCCGGGAUCGUCUAGUGGUGACGUGUGUGCCAAACGACCAGAACUGGUGUCCAAAGUCUCAGGGAAGGCUGCAUUGAGUGCGUCAUCCAGGGAGCCCAGGUCACAGUCAAAACGGCAAGAUGGCCACUGUUACCCCACGGCGGUUGUUGAUAGUAAAGAUCCAGAAAAGACUUUGUGAUUUGAGUGUGAGCCAGCUGCGCACUGUUCUUUCUUCAGUGGAGGAUGGCAGCAUGACUCGCAAUCUUGAUGGCUUACGUGAACCAGAACUGUAUGAACUGAUCGUCGAGUACAUCAGAGGUGAAAAGUUGAGAGCGUUGGAGGAUGAAGGUAUGGCCCAGCUCCUGCUCCUCGACGACAUCGUGAGUGACCUGCUGUCAACGGACGUCGGAGGGGCUGGAGAUCAUCUGGCCGUGCCGCUUGAGAUGGAAGAUAUUCCUAACCAGCAGCAGGAGUGCCCUACUUCACCCCACACUGACCCCACACAUCCUGACAGACAUCUGGCUAUGCCAGCUGACCACAUCCCCAUUCCACCAUCACACCCUAACACAGACUCUCACACACAGCCCAUUCUACCGCAGGACAGAGACAUCUCCACCUUUCCCUCAUCCAUGCUAAGAGACACUGAUACGCCCACCAAGAACUUCAACAUCCCAGCUUCAGUGUCACUGGCGCCUAGUGUCGCUGGGGUUUCCCCUGGCAGGAUUACAAAGUCCACCAGUGAGGAAGCUGAGAGACUGAGGCGACUGGGUACAGCAUCUAAAGCCAGACCUGUGACUGUAAGUGCCGCUCAGCUUGCUAACACUGACUUGACUGAGCAAGCGAAGGUUGACACUGAGCUACAGGCUAACCGUGCAGCUAUUAGAGAACUGACUGCCCAAGUGUCUUCACUGACCAGACAGCUAACUAAAGUGGUGAGCCAGACUGAUAGUGUGACAUCUGGAGACUCCUGCUCGCCCCUGAACCACCCUCCAACACCUCCAGCUGAGAACCGGGGCAGAUGUGGUGAUUGUGUACAGCAAGGCAAAGUGAGCUGCCCCCACUGCUUUGCGUGUGGCCAGCCAGGACACCGGGCUAUUGGCUGCCUGCGGCGUAAGGUGUCGGGAAACGGGGUGAGGUCACUGGAGAGGGGCUGCCAGUGACCGAACAAGCCGAGGAGUCCCCAGCACACACCAGUUUUGCUAAGACUUCAAGUGUGAACCAGCUGAUUCUGCAGCAGAGCAUCACCUGUUGCUUCUCCUGGCUCCCCAGUCCCUGAGUUCCUGCUGCUGCACCCACAGGCCCAGAGAGGAGGACGGCUCCGAGGCAGAUGAGGGACUGGUCCCAGGACCGUCCAUCGGUGGUGGAGCUGGCCAUCCUGGAGUUCCUGAAGAGGCCACGCCAGUCUCCAAUGGAGCAUUUCCUCCUCAGCCUUGUUCCUGCUCUGGAGAGCUGCUGGGUCCUUUUAAUUCCUGUCUCUCUGUAAAUACUUAUAUUUUAUAUAUAUAUAUGUUUAAUGUUUUUCUGUUUGAGAAUUUUAAUAUUAUUUCAAAUAAA